Molecule: messenger RNA, 1920 nt
Organism: Clonostachys byssicola
Lineage: Eukaryota; Fungi; Ascomycota; Sordariomycetes; Hypocreales; Bionectriaceae
Source: the annotation of a GenBank genome assembly
AUGGCUCAAUACGAGAUCGCCGUACGACGUAGUCGGCGCUCAGAUUCUCCAGCCGAUCUAGACGAGCUGGACUCACCCUCGCACAAGAGACCCCGCAAGGGGGAGUUGGACGCUGCGUGUGACUUGUGCGCCCUAAUGUUCUCGGAACAGGGCCUGAGGAGGCUUAAUUCCCGGGAUGGGUUCACUCACCACACACACGAUGAGUGCGUUACUUCGAAAGAUGGGAACUGCAUCCUCUGCGAACUCAUUCUUGAACUUGCGUCAGGGACGCAUGGCGAUGUCUGGGGAUCGGGUGAUCCUAUGGUCUUUCGGAACCGUAGCUCGGUAGCCGGGUUGCCAACAUCCGAUAUAGACGUACUUCAGGGAAGCCUUGAAGGUAGACCUGAUGUGAUAAACAUUUACCCAUUUUCCAAAGCUUCCGACCCGGCCGGGACCUUGGUACGUCGAAGACCGCUGCGUCGAAAUGUCCAGAGUAGUUCAGUAUUCUCUGCAGCCAAGAAACUCAUCAGUUCUUGCAUGGGAUCAAAUGGGGCUCAGAAUAAGGGACACCAGCAAUGUCGCUACUCUCGAGAUACCGUGCUGCCCACUCGUGUUCUGGAUCUUGGAGACCCGAAGACUCCUUCUCAGACUCUUUGUCUGCAGGUCAAUGAAACGGAAACACACGGUUCUUACCUUGCUUUGAGCUACUGCUGGGGCAAACCGGACUUUAAAGCAGAAAUCCAACCUGUCCGCCUACAAAAAGAUAAUAUCCAGCAGCUCAUGCGCGAGAUCAAGCUUGAAAGUUUACCACAGUCCAUCCAAGACGCGAUCACCGUCACCCGCAAGCUUGGCUUUAGGUACCUAUGGGUGGAUGCUCUUUGUAUUAUCCAGGACUAUGGAGAGGACAAAGCACAUGAGAUUUCCAAAAUGUCGACCAUCUAUAAGAAUGCCGCUAUCACAGUGGCCGCUAGCGUGGCAGAGAAGGCAUCGCAAGGGUUUCUCCAAAGCCAGGGUAGGAGGGCCACGUAUCUCCCUGAAUGCAUGCUCACUAUCCCAAUGGCAAACGAGAGAACUGGGACCAUUUACCUAUCCGCAUAUGAGUAUGAACCUGACCAUCCACUCGACAAACGGGGCUGGGCGCUCCAAGAGUUCAUGCUCUCGUCUCGCAUGCUGAUCUUCUCUAACUACGAGCUCCUCUGGCAGUGCAAGGAAGUCCCUCUACAGAGCGUUACGGGAACACAGGGCGGUCUGGAGUAUCUUCAGCCGCUCGAAUCCUUGCCAUGGGCUGUGUUUGAUGACGAUGCAGAGCCCUAUUUUGGGUCCCUUGAUGCUGACAAGAUAUAUCUCUGGAAGACAAUCAUCCGCCAGUACACCGAUAGGGACUUGACAGACAAGGAGGAUCGACUAAGGGCAGUGAUGGGCAUAAUUACCGAAUUGGAGAUGCUAUGGCGCGAUCAAAACAUCCACGGGCAUUGGAGCAGGUGGUUCGUUCAGCUGUUGAUAUGGUACAAGCCCGAUAUUGACAGAGUGAAGAAGCGGCACCUUAAGCGGGCUCCAAGUUGGUCCUGGGCCUCGGUUGAUGGCGGCAUAUACUACGAGGAGCCCUUGACAGUUGAGGAUGCCAAGGUUAAGACAUUGACAAUGUCGAAAGUGGUACUUUGCUGUCGAAUUCUGAGUUCUGAUAAAGUUGAACCGGACAAGGCAGAUACAGUGCAAGAGAGGCCUGAUUUUGUAGACUCCGCCGCCAGGAAAGAGUUUGGCGACAACGAUUGCGACUAUAUGCUCCUCGGCAAGACGCAGAAAAAGAAUGGCCAUGGAAGGGGAAUGGGAUUGCUUGUCUUGAAAACGGCUCGGCAGCAGUAUCGGAGAGUUGGCUUGGUGACUUUCAAAGACAUGAGCAUUUGGCAAGGUAUUGAGCUACAGGAAAUUACCUUUGAAUAG